Nannospalax galili (Upper Galilee mountains blind mole rat) is the source of this 1007-nucleotide messenger RNA. Its product is annotated as olfactory receptor 145-like. The record is from RefSeq and is a predicted model, not a curated record. Gene Ontology annotation, biological process: G protein-coupled receptor signaling pathway; sensory perception of smell. Gene Ontology annotation, molecular function: G protein-coupled receptor activity; olfactory receptor activity; odorant binding. The transcript has a single exon. Lineage: Eukaryota; Metazoa; Chordata; Mammalia; Rodentia; Spalacidae. Gene Ontology annotation, cellular component: membrane. Bases 17 to 949 code for a protein of 310 amino acids.
CCUCCCUGCAGAGAGAAUGGAAGCCAAGAAUUCUUCCGUGACCGAGUUCAUCCUCGCAGGCUUAACAGAUCAGCCAGGACUCCGGAUCCCACUCUUCUUCCUGUUUUUAGGCUUUUACAUGGUCACUGUGGUGGGGAACCUGGGCUUGAUCACCCUGAUAGGGCUGAACUCUCACCUGCACACCCCCAUGUACUUCUUCCUCUUCAACCUUUCCUUAAUAGACUUCUGCUACUCCUCUACUAUCACCCCCAAAAUGCUGAUGAGUUUUAUCUCAAAGAAGAACAUCAUCACCCAUCCUGGGUGUAUGACUCAGCUCUUUUUCUUCUGUUUCUUUGUUGUUUCUGAGUCCUUCCUCCUGUCAGCCAUGGCAUAUGAUCGCUAUGUUGCCAUCUGUAACCCCUUGGUGUACAUGGUCACCAUGUCUCCCCGGGUCUGUUUACUCCUUUUGCUGGGUGUCUAUGUGAUGGGCUUUGCCGGAGCUAUGGCCCAUACAACAUGCAUGGUGAGACUGACCUUCUGUGCUGACAACCUUGUCAAUCACUACAUGUGCGACAUCCUGCCCCUUCUGGAGCGCUCUUGCACCAGCACCUAUGUGAAUGAGCUGGUAGUUUUUAUUUUUGUGACCUUUGAUAUCGGCGUGCCCAUUGUCACCAUCUUCAUCUCAUAUGCCCUCAUCCUCUCCAGCAUUCUUCACAUGCAUUCCACAGACGGCAGGUCCAAGGCCUUCAGCACUUGCAGCUCCCACAUGGUUGUGGUUUCUCUUUUCUUUGGUUCUGGGGCUUUCAUGUACCUCAAACCACCUUCCAUUUUGUCCCUUGAUCAAGGAAAAGUGUCUUCCCUGUUCUAUACCAUCGUGGUUCCCAUGUUAAACCCGAUAAUCUACAGCUUGAGGAAUAAGGAUGUCAAAGUUGCCCUAAGGAAAACUUUGCACAGGAGGAUAUUUUCUUAACAAAGGAUUGGUAUCAUGGCUAUCCAGUGGUACAGUUGGUUAGUGAGCAGUGUUUAUA